Messenger RNA from Plasmodium inui San Antonio 1, 771 nucleotides. RefSeq lists its product as hypothetical. The transcript is spliced from 4 exons. NCBI's taxonomy places the organism in Eukaryota, Apicomplexa, Aconoidasida, Haemosporida, Plasmodiidae. The annotation marks the transcript as partial. The record is from RefSeq and is a predicted model, not a curated record.
AUGAAGGAGCUUCUUCCAGGGGGACAAAAAAGGGGGAAGAAGAGGAUCAUCAAACCAUCAGAAGCCGGCCAAGAUGGCAACAUCAAAAGGGAAGGACAGACGAGCAAAGGAGGGAAGCCGGCAGGAACCAAGGAGCCAAGAACGAGUGGUGGAUACCGAACACAGGAGUCGUACUCAAGCACACUACAAGACAGAUUUAGCCGAAAGCGAAAGAACGAGGACAAUAGGUUCAGAACGGAGGAUAGUGUAACAUCAGAGACGAGAUCACCCGAAUGCAAGAGGGAGGGAAGCAGCAAUAUGAAAAAGACAAUCAUGAGAGGAAACCGCAAGGAGGAGCCAGUCCCAGGCCAAGGGUUCCGGGACACACCAGGAGCAGCCGAGUCUGAUAGCGGGCCCAAUAAAGAACAGAUGGGAGCUAGAAGAUUGGAACAGCGGAUGAAUGAAGGGACCAGAGAGCAAAGAUCUCGCAAGGGAAAGACGAGAGGAGGCCAGGAAAGCUCAUCAGGAGGAACAGAAGGGAGACAACCAGGGAAUGGAGCAGGGGACGAGAAGAAGCGCAGAAGGGGAGAAACCCUAGCAAGAAGAAACCGCAAAAGGGGGGAGACUACAGGGAGCAUAGUAAGAGGCAGAAUCAAGAGUGGAUCCCAAGUCAGAAGGUACAAGAAAUCCGAAGCCAGGAGCGGUUGCGUCAGCAACACCCGGACCUUAACAGAAGACAGAAACAGCACUAGAGAGAUAAAAAUAGAGCAGAUAGAAAUGCUACGAAAUAAG